UAUAUCAAAAUCCCAAUUUCUUAAUUAAAAUUAUCAUAUAAUUAACUUGCUAUAAAAGAAAGCUUUCAUGGUAUAUAUAUCCUAGAUAAGAGAAAUAAAUUUAUUUGUGGUUAAAUUUGCAAAAUGGCAUUGAGCAACAAUGUAAUAGGAGUCAUAAAUUUCAUAGCUGUGCUCCUCUCAAUCCCAAUCAUAGCUGCUGGAAUUUGGCUAACAACUUUACAAGCAGAAUCAUGUGUCAAAAUCCUACAAUGGCCAAUAAUCAUUUUAGGGAUACUAAUUUUAAUUGUUGGUAUGGUAGGCUUCAUUGGAGCCUUUUGGAGAAUCCCAAUGCUUCUUAUAUUCUACCUCAUUGCAAUGAUUGUGCUCAUUAUAUUAUUGGGCUCUUUGGUGAUUUUUGUAUAUUCAAUCACACUUAGAGGACAUGGAAAUAUUGAACCUAAUAGGUCAUAUUUAGAAUAUCAUGUGGAUGAUUUUUCAAUUUGGCUUCGUAGAAGGGUGAGAAGUGAACACAAGUGGGAUGGAAUUAAGAGUUGUCUUAGUUCAUCAAAUAUGUGUGCUGAAUUAAAUCAAAGUUAUAGAUUGGCUCAAGACUUCUUUAAAGCACAUCUUUCACCCUUGCAGUCAGGGUGUUGCAAACCACCAACAAAAUGUGGUUACACAUUUGUGAACCCAACCUAUUGGAUUAGCCCAAUUAACAAUAGUGAAGAUAUGGAUUGCAUGAAAUGGAGCAAUGAACAAACACAACUAUGUUACAAUUGUGAUUCAUGCAAAGCUGGUUUAUUAGCAACACUUAGGAUAGAGUGGAGAAAAGCCAAUGUAAUAUUGAUUGUUACAUUGGUUGCUUUAAUUGUUGUGUAUUUGUUUGGGUGCUUUGCUUUUAGGAAUGCCAAAACUGAGGAGCUCUUUCGCAAAUACAAGCAAGGCUACACUUAAAAGAUAGAAUAUUUUUUAAUAUAUAGUUGAAAUUCUAGGAGAUUCAUUAGAUUAUGAAUAUGGAAAUAGUGGCGGUGAAUGGUGAAAUUGGGUCAUUUUGCUAAAUUUGUUUUAAUUAUUAAAAUUUGUAUUGAAGAAUUUACAUGAAAAAUUGAUGUACAAUGUAUGGAUUUGUCUUAUGCAUUGAAAGAGUAGAGAGAAUAUAAUGGAAAGUACAAUGAUAUUAUGAAGUUGCUUAUGUUGU
Messenger RNA from Trifolium pratense (red clover), 1177 nucleotides. Its product is annotated as protein TORNADO 2-like. The transcript has 2 exons. Gene Ontology annotation, cellular component: plasma membrane; plasmodesma. Bases 124 to 933 code for a protein of 269 amino acids. Gene Ontology annotation, biological process: auxin-activated signaling pathway. The record is from RefSeq and is a predicted model, not a curated record. NCBI's taxonomy places the organism in Eukaryota, Viridiplantae, Streptophyta, Magnoliopsida, Fabales, Fabaceae.